This is a messenger RNA of Schistosoma curassoni, 2786 nucleotides long. The record is from the annotation of a GenBank genome assembly. NCBI's taxonomy places the organism in Eukaryota, Metazoa, Platyhelminthes, Trematoda, Strigeidida, Schistosomatidae.
AUGAAUAGUACUAAUACAACAACUACUACAACUACAACAAAGACAGCAUCAAUCAAUACCAUUACUGAUAAUGACAAUGAUGAUGAAAUUAGUCGAGGCAAUAAAUUCUCACGAUAUCAUGAAAAGGAGGAAUUUUGUACACCAUGUUAUAUUCAUCAAACUAAGAAAGAUAUAUCUACAAAGAGUACUAAUAAACGGUCAAUUUUAACAACAAAAAAUUACUCUACAACAACUGGUCUAUUAUAUGAUUUACUAUCGGGUACAGAAAACUUCGAUUCAGUUUAUUUGAGGAGUCAGUUAGUGUUUUUGACAUGUGAUAAUGCGAAAUCAAUAACUAAUCUUAAAAAAGAUAACUUUCUUAGUCGACGCAAAAUCAAUAAUUCAUCAUCUGUUCAAAGGAGACGUAAAUCAAUUAAACCAAAGAAUAAUGGUAGAAAAAUUUUCCAGGACAAUCUGUUAGGCGAGAAGUUGUCAUCGUCUUCUCCAUUAUCAUCAUCAUCUUUAUCAUCAUCACCUUCAUCUUCAUCAUCUUCGUCUACAUUGAGCCCUGCACAUAUUAAUUUGUUAACACAUUCCCAGUUAUCUCCAACGAAGUUAUUUGAUAGAUUUGAAUACUUAAAAACCAACCACGCUCUACAUUCCCAGUCACCUAUUAAUCAUUUUCCUACUGUGCAUACUGCUAAUCUCACUACCGUUACAACUUCUACAACUAUGAAUAGUCAAGAAUGUUCUGAACAACCACUUGAUUAUUCUUCAGCUUCCUCUCAUUCCAAUCACUCAGGUUUACUCAAUAACUUUAAAUGUAAUAUUCCUACCUCAGAUAUCAAAACCUCAAAAAGAAGGAGGAGUUUUGCCGGUGAUUUAGAUUACACUUCACGAUUUUUUGACAAUUCAAGUAUUCUACGAUGGAAUAGUUUAAGACAUAAUUCAGUUACAUUCCCUGUGUCUCAUACUGUAAGCAAAUUUAGGAAUUGUAUUACUUCUAGUACCAAUGUUACUGGUAGUACUACCAUUAAUACUAUCAGUAAUAGUAAUUUAAGACCUGAACGUCAGCCAUCAGAAGAAUUUAUUCGUAAAGAUAUUGAACAAAAACUACAUAAGAAUAAUCUGAAUAAUACAUCGAACAAUGAAUCAACCUUACUAGGAGCCAACUUACUUAACUUAAUUCUAUCUCCAGCAUGUUAUCAAAUGGCUUUAUCCGCUGCAUUCGCCUUAUGUGCAUCUUCCGUUUUUCCGUCUUUUGAUAAUACAAUAUAUCGAAAUAAUGAUUUUUCAAAUUCAUGUAAUAGCCUUAAGACAACAAGUGAAUUAGCCUGUAAUCUAUGGACAUUAUCGAAUUCCAAUCGAAUUACUUCUAGUGAACAAAUGAAUGAAAAUAAUCAACAAUAUUUAUCAAAGUCAAAUCAAUCAUCAUCAAGAUUAUCAGACGAGAAACAUGAUAAUAUUUCAAAACCGGUACAUAUACAACAUUCAUCAUCAAUUCAAUCCAAGCUCAAUGUAAAACUUAAUUCAUUGACAAAAUUAAAAACCGGUGAAAGUGUACCAUCUAAAAAAUCCAUUUUAAAAUUACACUUCUUCCUUAAAAACACUCAACAUAAUCAUCAAACAAAACUUUUGAAGAAAAAACAAACUCUUCACAUAGUCGAACAUUGUAUCAACAUUCCAGUAAAAACAACAACAACAACAAAAUCAAUAAUGCUUCAAAAUCUAACCUUUUACAAUAAAUUAAAACAGUGGUUUAGACAAAUGAUUCAUUUAAUUGAACAACCAAAAUUAGCAAUAAUCUCUUUAUUACAUAAUAAUAUUAGACAUGAUUUAACCACGACAAAUUUAUUCGAUUCAUUCAAUGAAUAUCUAUUAGAUCAGUCGAGUGAUACAAGAUUAGAACUUUUAAACAUAUCAUGGUAUCGGUUAUUGAUAGGUUAUUUAAUUGAACAUGAACAUUUGAAUUCACUCAUGACAACAUUUUCAUCAUCGUCACCAUCACCAUCAUCAUCAUCAUCAUCAUCGCCAUCGUCUACGUCAUUGUCACCAGUGAAUGAUAAGAGUAAAUUUAAUGGGGAGAAAUUAAUAAUUGAGAAAAAAUUUCGAAUCGGUAAAUCGAUAAAUUCAAAGAGGAAAUAUGUUGAAAGGAUCAGCGCCUUUCAUGAUAUUCAAUCAAUAGCAACCAUAUGUUAUUCACUGAAAUUUACUCAUUCAGUUUACAGUCUGAUUCGAAUUGGUUUAUUAAUAUUAGGCAAUUAUCAAAAAACGCAAUCUAUCAAUGAUAUCCAUUGGUUGGAACAAACACUUCUAGAAUAUAUAGUCACAACCAAAGUAACCAAGGAAAAAUCUAAUUCCAGUCCAAACUCAUCACCACAGAGGUGUCAGACAAUGAGUACCAAUCUUUCUGAUAACUUUAAUACUACUACAACUACUACUCUUACUGAUGUGUUCAACUGUAUCAAUAUUGGUAACAGUAACAGUAAUAGUAGUAGUAGUAGUAACAAUGUCAGUAGCAGUGUUAUUCCUAUUGAUGCACCAUCCAUGAUACAUACAUUAAUUGAUAAACUAUUGAAUAUAACUAAAGAGUCAAUUAUUUUCUUUGUAUCUAAUCAAUUAGGUGAUUCAGUUGAAGAUUUAUUCAACAGUCUUGUCAAAAUCUCACAAACAUAAUUCCAAUGUUCUAAAACAACGUUUUUUUUGUUUUGUGUUUUUUUUGUCUAUUUUUUUCUUUUCAUCGAUACUUUAUCUUCAAUUUGUUUUCGAUUGUUUAUAAGUGCUAUUAUCAUUACUAUUAUUAUUAC